AUGUCCGUGAUCUCGCUUAGCGCGAGUGCGUCGCUCGCGUCCUCUGUAGACGGCCGGCGCUCUUCCCCCGCUACCUCCCCCACCGUGCCCGCUCAAGAGGGCCUUCACGACAUCGAUCCCGUUCCGGGUUUGAACAGUGCCGCUUCAGACCCUGCUCUCGCGUUAGUAACAGACGAACAUCCUUCAGCGUGCACAAACACCGCUGGAGACAACCCGCCCGUUCCCACUCCGAGCUUCCAAAACACUGGCGCUGCGCUGCAAGAGCUUGCGUCUCCAUCUUCGCUGAGCUGCACCGCCCAUUCGCCUUCUGGUUCUGUGCCCAAGCUAGAUCGCGACCUGGGAUCCCCUCUCGACACGAUGAGCGACCAGCGCACCCCUGAGACGACCCCGCCAGGCUUGCCUGCCGAGAAAAAGGACAGCAAGAAGCGGAAGCGGGGUGAGGACAAGAACGCUGAGGGCUCAGAGGUUGGCCACUCCCGACCUCUCCGAUCUCUCCGCCCCCGCCUUCAUCCCCUUUUAGCUCCUCUCGUGGCCGCGCCUACUCACCCUGUCGACGCGCGCACCGGAUCUGCGGCUAAAGAACCUGACUCCAACCCACAGCCAAGCAACUCAACGAUCGAAUGGGAAGUUGAGGAGCUCACAGGGAAGUGGUACGAGGAUAGGAAGCGGAUCGACCCUGAGACAGGUCUUCUAGGGUUCUUGUUCUUUGAGGUCAAAUGGAUAACCGGAGAGGUGACCUGGCAGGCCUACACCGAUCUAAACUGCGGAGAAUUGCUUGCGGAGCUCUACCAGCGCAAGGCCGAUUUGCCACAGAGGCACUUCAUCCAGAACUUGAUCGAGAAGAGUCGAGAGUGACUCAUGCGGAAGACUUUGGGUAUGGGAACUCGGGACACGGUCUAGAGUUGGUAUUGGGGGCCUAGUCCUUGCACUGACCUCUAUGCAAUUCACGGCUAAGACUUUACCAAGGUAGCUUCGGGACGAAGCUUGCGUUCAUUCACACCCACUCAUUCAGUCAAUCGAACGAAUCAAAUGC
Messenger RNA from Paraphaeosphaeria sporulosa, 1033 nucleotides. RefSeq lists its product as uncharacterized. NCBI's taxonomy places the organism in Eukaryota, Fungi, Ascomycota, Dothideomycetes, Pleosporales, Didymosphaeriaceae. The record is from RefSeq and is a predicted model, not a curated record. Bases 1 to 855 code for a protein of 284 amino acids. The transcript is spliced from 3 exons.